UAGUGUAGGAAUUUCCGGUUACGUCAGGGCGUCAGGACACCAUUAGAGCUGCAGCUGAUUUGAGAGAAACAACAACAAAAAACGGGCUAACUGACAGCGCUCUCAUAGUGACAGUCCGCUCUGAGCCAGACAACGAGGCCUCAAAUCUGGAAGCGUAACCUUAAUUUCCCACCCGGAGCUCCGCCGGCUUCUAACCACGGCCGCUCUCGGUGAGGAAACUCUGGCCUCCGCUUCCUCCUCCUCCGACUCGGACACCGGCGGAGCGUCGCCGCCCCCGCGGAAGAAGCACCGAGCCUCGGCGGCGGAGGGAGCAGGAGAGCCCGGGGCUUCAGCAGAUAUAACAGGCCUGUCCGGAAUUGUUUUAGGACUUGCUGCUCACUCUCCGCACUCUCAAGCCACCUCUGCCAUCCACUUUAACCGAAGUGUCGUCAACAACCUCAGCAGCAGCAUGCAGGCAAACGGGGCAGGACAGGGACAAGAAUCUACAGAGCUCUCCUGCCUUAACAGCGCACAAAACGGGGAGUCAUCCUCGGCCGGGGGAACCCACUCCAACGGGCUGCUCUCCAGCACAGACAACGGGAACAGCGUCGGCACCAGCAACGGCUCUUCAACCGGCCCCGUGUCGGGGACUUCGGCUUCCUCUGCGGCCUCGGGCUCGGAGGUCGGCGGCUCUCUGAAGAAGAAAAAACGACUAUCGCAGGCGGAGGAAGAUGUCAUACGAUUAAUAGGGCAACAUCUCCACGGGCUGGGGCUGAAUCAGACAGUGGACCUGCUGAUGCAGGAGUCAGGCUGCCGACUCGAACACUCCUCAGCUACCAAGUUCCGCAAUCAUGUCAUGGAGGGAGAGUGGGACAAGGCUGAGAAUGAUCUCAAUGAGCUGAGAGCACUGAUGCAUUCUCCCAAUGCUAUUGUGCGUAUGAAGUUCCUGUUGCUGCAGCAGAAGUACCUAGAAUAUCUGGAGGAUGGCAAAGUCCUGGAGGCUCUGCAGGUGCUCCGGGGGGAGCUGACGCCGCUCAAGUACAACACAGAUCGCAUCCACGUACUAAGCGGGUACCUCAUGUGUAGCCAUGCUGAGGACCUGAAGGCCAAGGCAGAGUGGGAGGGCAAGGGCACCGCGUCACGCUGCAGACUGCUGGACAAAUUACAGACGUACCUGCCACCGUCUGUGAUGCUGCCCCCUCGGCGGAUGCAGACCCUCCUGCGGCAAGCAGUGGAGCUGCAGAGGGACCGCUGCCUCUAUCACAACACCAAGCUGGACAGUAAUCUGGACUCGGUCUCUCUCCUCCUCGAUCAUGUCUGCAGCAGGAAGCAGUUCCCAUGUUACACUCAACAGAUUCUGACAGAGCACUGCAACGAGGUGUGGUUCUGCAAGUUCUCAAAUGACGGCACCAAACUAGCCACCGGCUCCAAAGACACUACAGUCAUUAUUUGGCAAGUGGACCCGGAGAGCCACCAGUUGAAGCUGCUGCGGACCCUUGAGGGUCAUGCAUACGGCGUCUCCUAUUUAGCCUGGAGCCCCGACGACACCUACCUGAUCGCCUGUGGACCCGACGACUGCUCUGAGCUGUGGCUCUGGAAUGUCCAGACGGGGGAGCUGCGGACCAAAAUGUCCCAGUCCCAUGAAGACAGUCUGACCAGUGUGGCAUGGAACCCUGACGGCAAACGCUUUGUCACCGGAGGACAGAGGGGACAGUUUUAUCAGUGUGACCUGGACGGUAACUUGUUGGACUCCUGGGAGGGCGUGAGGGUGCAGUGCCUGUGGUGCCUGGGCGAUGGCAGAGCAGUGCUGGCCUCAGACACCCACCAACGUAUCCGGGGGUAUAACUUCGAGGACCUUACGGACAGAAACAUAGUUCAGGAGGACCACCCCAUUAUGUCUUUUACUGUUUCAAAGAAUGGAAGAUUAGCUUUGUUAAAUGUAGCAACUCAGGGAGUGCACCUGUGGGACCUUCAGGACCGGGUGCUGGUGAGGAAAUACCAAGGUGUGACCCAGGGCUUCUACACCAUCCACUCCUGCUUUGGAGGACACAACGAAGACUUCAUUGCCAGUGGCAGCGAAGACCACAAAGUGUACAUCUGGCACCGGCGGGGCGAACUUCCCAUCGCUGAGCUAACGGGCCACACGCGCACCGUUAACUGUGUGAGCUGGAACCCGGCCAUCCCGGGACUCAUGGCGUCCGCCUCAGAUGACGGCACAGUGCGUGUCUGGGGUCCUGCACCCUUUCUCGACUCGCAAGAGGCGGACGGACUCAACGAAAACUGCAGUAACAUGGACAGUUGAUGGUCACUUAUGGAGCAGAUGACAUCUCUCUUUAACAAGAAUCCAAGAAGAAAACUAAAUCUAAACGGGCAAACAAAAAUCCAACACCAACCUAAAGCAAGACACGAAUAACAAAUUUAAAAAAAAAAAAAGUCACCAAGACAAAACAAGAAAACAAAAGUGAGAAAAAAAUGUGUCUCCUUACUGGCCUAGAGAAAAACGGUUGCGGGGAUGGCGGACCCUCUGAAAAUUCAGGUCCUCAACUAAAACCUGAUUCCCUGACCAAGAGGGAAACUGGUCAAUACCCAGCGGGAUACAAUCGCCAUCCACUGGUGAGCUGGAACGGCUGUUCUCCUCCUCCAACUGACCCUCCUUUCCCCCACCCCACCCCCCCAUCACGCUGCAUGGUCACCAGCCAUGCCAGGUCCUCGCAGAGAUUCCCAGGAAACCCACGUCCACCUUGAGCUCGAAGGUCCCGGUGAUGCCUCCAGACAGACGUCGCAGACCAGCCCGUCCAUCAUUGGCCCACAUCUGUCUGCCCGCUUGUCUCUCGCAUCACCUGUAUAAUGUCUCCGUGGACAUGGGCGAGGGUGUUGUUGGGGGAGGACGGUGCUUAGGGGGGGGGGGGGGAUAUAGCAACUCUUCUGUAUGUGUGUUCUCCUCUUCCCCACUCUCUCUUGCUAUAUUCUUCGCAUUUGACCUGUUGGGACAAAGGCUUGAAACUCCACCGUCAAAACACUGACCGACCAGCUGACAAAGAACACACACAAAAAAAAAAAAAAAAGGCUAUGCUAAAUGUUGGAUUUUUUUUUAUAAUAGUCAUAGCGUAAUUCUCAUUUAAGAGGUGAAUCUUAGCUCAAGUAGUGCCCGUGGAAAGCUUUAGCGUGAAGAUUCCACUUUGUGUUUCUCGACAUUAGGAAAAACAAACUUUUAAUUCCUUAAUUUAACUUCUAACAAGGACGGUCGCUGUAAUGUCUCCAGCUGACAGCCCCCCCCCCCCCCUCCCUCCUCUGUCGAGCUAGCUACUGCACAACUCCAUUACAUCUGCCUAAGAGGAGAUGGACAGAGGGAUUCACAGUUCACAUAUCAACAGUGAGGGGGUUCAGACGUUGGUGGAGAGGUGGGGUUUCCACUGUCAGGACACAUGCUGUGACCUUACUCAAAAGACACGCUUUGGGAUGUGAAAGAGUUCAAGUGCAACUAGGAUUGCACACCGGUGACUGCUGUCCUUCCUGUUUGUGUGUGUGUGUGUGUGUGUGCGUGCGUGCAUGCGCGCUUGAGAGUUUGUGUGUGUGUGUGUGAGUGAGUGAGAGCAAUUAUGCAUGCACACAUUAGUGUGAGUUAACAUUUGUGGGUGCAGGUUUAAUUGGCGCGUGUUUUUUUUUGUUGUUUUUUUUUGUAUGUGUGUUCAAUUCACACCAGCAGAAGGUUCACACCCCCCCCUCGCUCCCUUGUGCUCCUGAUCCCAUAGUAAAAUUGUAAAGAGGAUUUUAAACCAAUUCUAAGUUAGCCAAAGCCCCCAUAGGGACCUCUAUCUGUGGAACAAACAAUACUUGAGAGACAUUUUGUAAAAGGAAAACUUUUCUUUAAUCCGGGGCUUUAAUUUUUACAUUAGAAUUUCUUUCUCCUUUACCACGUGGCAUUCGAAUGGCACUGAGUUAUGGGCAACGAAUCGCCCCUGUGGGUAAAAAGAAAAGGACGUUUGGAAAAUGAAGAAAGGAAAAAAAAGAGCAGUUUGAGGCAUGUUUAAAAAAAAAAAAAAAAAGAAAAAAAAAAAAGUUGUAAAACUGUUGUGUUAUUAGCAAAGGGUCAUUUCAUAUGAGAAGUUAAUGAUUGUAAUUACUGAACGAGUAGUUGGCGCGGCCCUCGAGACGAGAGGCACCGAUAACCAGAACCACUCUCUGAACACACAACGUUCGGGAGUGUUGUUGCGAUCCUAAAACACACGCACACACAAACUGCCUUCCUGUUCAUACAGUUGCACACAAACCGUCAGUAUGUAUGACACCUCCCCACCCCCACUGCACUUCGAGUGGUCUUUUUUUUCUUUGCUCGCUCGCAUCUACUGCAAUGGCACAAAUCCAUGAGCUUCUUAUGGUCGCCUCAUUGGCUGUUCUGAUGGCUUAAAAGGUCGCAUUGGCAAAGACUCAAAACCUAACCCGAGAUUGCUAAAGGAAUUGAACCCUCGCCACGCCUCUACGCAUCCAAAAGCAGUGACUGAUCAUCUCGUAGGCGUUAUAGAACUGAACCUUGCCACAUAAAAGGCAUAGCAGCCUGGUCUCGAGGGUACUACUCUUGGAAAGGAGAGAUUAAGCAUUAACACCCCCCCACACACACACACACACACACACCUUUGCUCUCCAGCCAAGUUAUUCAGUGGUCAGUGCGCCAUUCAAAGCUUUCUUCCUCCCUUUUUCAGGGUAUGUAAUGACUAUUUGCUACAGACUGAUAUACAGUAAAACAUGUUUAAAAUCAGUGCUUUUCUGUCUGUUUUUAUUGAACAUUUUUGUUACUUCAAUUUUUUGUUCACAUUAUAUCAUUUUUUUGGUUGACCUCUAUCCCUGUAUGAUCAUAUUAAAAUAUAACCAGACA
This is a messenger RNA of Cyclopterus lumpus (lumpfish), 4852 nucleotides long. Its product is annotated as WD repeat-containing protein 26-like. Gene Ontology annotation, molecular function: protein binding. Gene Ontology annotation, biological process: proteasome-mediated ubiquitin-dependent protein catabolic process. The record is from RefSeq and is a predicted model, not a curated record. Gene Ontology annotation, cellular component: GID complex. NCBI's taxonomy places the organism in Eukaryota, Metazoa, Chordata, Actinopteri, Perciformes, Cyclopteridae.